Messenger RNA from Leptomonas pyrrhocoris, 642 nucleotides. RefSeq lists its product as hypothetical. Lineage: Eukaryota; Euglenozoa; Kinetoplastea; Trypanosomatida; Trypanosomatidae. Bases 1 to 642 code for a protein of 213 amino acids. The transcript has a single exon. The record is from RefSeq and is a predicted model, not a curated record.
AUGACAGCGAACUUCUUUGCGCAUCAUUUAGGCAUCACCAUCGUCCCCGCGGCUGACCUCCCGGCACGCCUGCGGACUUUUCUCUUCGCCGCAGCCCAGAACCACCCGAAAAGAGACGUUUUUCUGCGCAACAUCAGCGCGGCUCUCCUCGGGAAGCCUUCCUCCCUCAUUCCUGCGCCGCACCAGGCGCCUGCAACCCCACCACCUCCAACGGCCCUGAACAAACUGCAGCCGGCCGCCACGACGGACUCACCGCUUACGGGUGGUGCCGCGGUUGCUUGGGAGGCGACCUACGAGUCGAGCGAGCCCCACGCGCGGGUAAACGGUAUGGGCUACAUGUUGUCCGCAUCUGUAUUGGCUUCGGUGGCUGACGGUCAGUAUCGCGCGCUUACGAUUCCCGCCAUCCGUCAGCGCGUCACUCGCGCCGGUUUCCCGCCGGGAGUGCCGCAAAGCGUUCCGUCCGCCCUCGCGAAGCUUGGGCACACUCCUCUUCACUAUGGGGUACAGCAGCCAAUGGGGUCACCGCGUAUUCUUGAGGACGUGGAUAUCCGCUCCAGACGAUAUUUUUUCUUGAUCCGAGCAAUGGAGGAUGUCCCGCUUCCGGCCAGCAUCGAUGAGCACGUCUUCGCGCUCGAGGCUUAG